Molecule: messenger RNA, 1323 nt
Organism: Emericellopsis atlantica
Lineage: Eukaryota; Fungi; Ascomycota; Sordariomycetes; Hypocreales; Bionectriaceae
Product: major facilitator superfamily domain-containing protein
Exons: 2
Coding region: 1-1323 (440 amino acids)
Biological process (GO): transmembrane transport
Cellular component (GO): fungal-type vacuole membrane
Molecular function (GO): transmembrane transporter activity
Source: RefSeq, a predicted model, not a curated record
AUGUCGGUAAAGGAUAGCGCAGACCCGUCGCAGACGACGCGGCGGUCGCAGUCGCCCACACUUCAGCCUGACGACCCCAACCUGGAGCAAGCCACUGGGGAAAAGACGACGACUGAUUCGGAGCCUCCCGACGGCGGACUCGCCGCUUGGACGGUCGUCCUGGGGGUCUGGUGUACUUCCUUCUGCUCAUUCGGAUGGCUCAACAGCAUCGGCACCUUCCAGGAGUACUACCAGAAUGACCUUCUAUCGGACUACUCGCCCAGCACAAUUGCCUGGAUCCCCUCGCUGCAGCUCUUCUUCAUGAUGAGCAUGGGUCCCAUUGUUGGGCAACUGUACGACCGCUUCGGCCCGCGCUGGCUGGUCUUUGGCGGGAGUCUCCUGCAUGUCUUUGGCAUCAUGAUGACCAGCCUCGCCACGGAGUACUACCAGAUCCUGCUGGCCCAGGGUGUCUGCUCGGCCAUUGGUGUCGCGGCCAUCUUCCAGCCCUCGCUCAACUGCGUCCACGGCUGGUUCACCACCAAGCGCGGCGCGGCAUUCGGCAUCCUGGCCACGGGCUCCAGCAUGGGCGGUGUCGUCUUCCCCAUCAUGGUUCCUCACCUCAUCCGCGAAGUCGGCUACGGCUGGGCCAUGCGCAUCAGCGGCUUCCUGCUCCUAGCCCUGCUCAUCAUCGCCAACCUGACAGUCCGCGCCCGCUGCCCACCCAGCCCCCAGCCACUGUCCAUGGCGCAGAUCACCCAGCCCUUCAAGGAGGUACCAUAUGUCUUGCUCUUGCUGGGCUUCUUCUGCUUCACCUAUGGCAUCUUUGUCCCCAUCAACUACCUGCCCUCUCAGGCGGUCAGUGUGGGCAUGUCCCCAGAUCUCGCGCAGUACUUGCUCGCCAUCUUGAACGCCGCUUCGCUGUUUGGCCGCGUUGGUUCUGGGAUCCUUGGCGAUAAAAUCGGUCGAUACAACAUCUUCAUCGUGGUCUGCUACCUCUCCGGCAUAUGGAUCCUGGCCCUCUGGAUUCCCGACUCGGGCAACGCUGGCAUCAUCGUCUUCGCAGCCCUCUUUGGCUUCACCUCGGGCGCCUACGUCUCUCUCAUCGCGCCACUCGUCGCGCAGGUGUCUCCCAUGGCGGAGAUUGGUUGGCGCACGGGACUCCUCUUCGCCACCAACUCCAUCGGCGCCCUCACGACGUCGCCCAUCAGCGGAGCGAUUCUCGAGACGCCCAGUGGCUGGUGGGGCGUCAAGGUGUUUUCGGGCGUCUUCUGUCUCGCGGGAACCACGUUUGUGUUGAUUGCCAGGGUCCAGAAGGUGGGCUGGAGUCCGACCAAGGUGUUUUAG